GGAGGAGGAGACGGGAGGGGAGGAGAAGAUGGCGACUUCGAACAAUCCGCGGAAAUUCAGCGAGAAGAUCGCUCUGCACAACCAGAAGCAGGCAGAGGAGACGGCGGCCUUCGAGGAGGUGAUGAAGGACCUUAGCCUGACGCGGGCGGCCCGGUUACAGUUACAGAAAACACAGUAUCUACAGCUGGGACAGAGCCGAGGCCAGUACUAUGGAGGGUCCCUGCCCAAUGUGAAUCAGAUUGGGAGCAGCUCCAUGGACUUGCCCUUCCAGCGCAGCGGAAUUCUUGGAGAGACCUUGGGAGCAGCUCCUGUCUCUUUGACUCCUUUUCAGUCAUCGGGCCUGGAUACCAGCCGGACAACUCGGCAUCAUGGUCUAGUGGACAGAGUAUAUCGGGACCGCAACCGUCUUGGGUCUCCUCACAGGCGUCCCUUGUCAGUGGAUAAACAUGGACGGCAGGUGGACAGCUGUCCGUAUGGAACCGUCUAUCUGUCUCCUCCGUCAGAUACAAGCUGGAGAAGGACCAAUUCUGACUCUGCCCUACAUCAGAGCACCAUGACUCCUGCUCAACCAGACUCCUUUGCUGGAGGCUCCCAAGACAUCCAGCAGAAAAGAGUCUUAUUAUUGACAGUCCCAGGAAUGGAGGAAACCACCUCUGAGACAGACAAAAACCUCUCAAAACAAGUGUGGGACUCUAAAAAGACAGGGUCAUCAAGACCGAAGUCCUGUGAAGUCCCAGGAAUCAACAUCUUCCCGUCCACUGACCAGGAAAACACUACAACCCUAAUUCCUGCUACCCAUAACACAGGGGGCUCCCUCCCCGACCUGACGAAUAUCCAUUUCCCUUCUCCUCUCCCAACUCCUCUGGAUCCGGAGGAAUCCACGUUUCCAGCCCUGAGCAGCUCCAACAGCACUGGCAACCUGGCGGCCAACCUGACGCACCUGGGCAUCGGCACCGCCAAUCAGGGCAUGUUGGCAACUCCAGGCUCCUCACAACAGCACCAUCAACCAACAGUCAGUCCCCUCUCCCUGAACGCAGAGUCGAGACGGCAGCAGAACCAGCAGAUGUCUCCUACGCUCUCCCCUCUGUCGCCAAUCACUCAGGCUGUGGCUAUGGACGCCCUAUCCCUGGAGCAGCAGCUCCCAUACUCCUUUUUCACUCAAGCAAGUUCCCAGCAGCAGCCGCCACCGCCGCCGCAGCCGCAGCCUCCGCAGCCGCCCCAACAGCAGCCCCAGGUGCCAAGCAGCCUCUCCCAGACCACCCCCUUAAUGCCGAGCUCGGGUUUGCAGCGGGGGCCUCCGCUCCCCCCGCUCUCGGUCACAGUACCGUCUACCAUCCCCCAGUCCCCUCCAGGCAACCAGGCCCAGCCGUCCAUGGGGAUAGACAUCACCUCGGGUUCACUCCAGCAGUACCGCAGUAAUGCUGGCUCCCCAGCCAACCAGUCUCCCACUUCUCCUGUCUCCAAUCAAGGCUUCUCUCCUGGCAGCUCCCCUCAACACUCUUCCGUCCUGGGCAGCGUCUUUGGGGACUCCUUUUAUGAUCAGCAGAUGACAGCAAGGCAGGCUAAUGCCCUGUCCCAUCAGCUGGAACAGUUUAAUAUGAUUGAAAACGCUAUCAGCUCUAACAGCCUGUACAGCCCCUGCUCCACACUUAACUACUCCCAGGCUGCUAUGAUGGGACUGACGGGGAGUCACAGCAGCCUUCAGGAUUCACAGCAGCUAAACUACUCAAGCCACGGAAACAUCCCCAACAUCAUCCUUACAGUGACAGGGGAGUCGCCCCCCAGUUUAUCAAAAGAACUGACCAGCACUUUGGCAGGAGUCGGCGACGUGAGUUUUGAUUCCGAUUCCCAGUUCCCCCUGGACGAACUCAAGAUUGACCCUUUAACGCUCGACGGACUCCACAUGCUCAACGAUCCCGACAUGGUCCUCGCUGACCCCGCCACAGAGGACACUUUCCGAAUGGACCGGCUGUAGGGUGCCGACACCUCGAGCCUAGGAGCGUGCCACCUUCCUGGCGCCCAGCCGGACUGAAUGCAGCCACGGGUCAGUGGGCUCCGAUUCCAGGGUUCCCGAGAGCAGCCGCUCUGCCCCAUGCAAUUGAGUAAAGCUUGUCUUUCUAAGCUUGCAGUGCUGCCACCUCCUCAUCCCCCACCCCAGCCUCACCCCCCGGUGCCAUCUUGGACCCUCUGGUUCAGUCUACUCGUUGCCAUUUGAAUGAGUUUGGAUCCUGCAUCCGCCUUCCCGCCCGAGUCCCAGCGUGAGGUUGUGAAUGUGUUCUUGCACUAGGAGGGGGGGUGUAUGUGGCCACCACCGCGAAGCAGCGCGCCCGCCGCCCGAGCAGUCUCCCUCUGUAAGAUACCAAAACCAUUGGCCGGCGUCCUUGUGCUCUCAAGUUGCCAUUUCCGCUGUCGUCCCUUCCCUCCCGCCCUCCCUCCUUCCCCUCCUGCCUCCGGGCUCUGAGUCUCGGGCCUGAUGACUCCGGAGCCCCUCCUCGAGCCCCCGAGGUGGAGAGAGCAGAGCUCCGGGGCUUCUGGCUCCCCGACUGCUUGGUUACAGCCGCUUCCUAGUGUAAUGGAGCUUUCCCCAUGUGGAUAUGCCUCGUGCGUUUUCUGAUUUGUUUCCUCUCUGGUUCAGCCCUCACUGCCUUUUCUCAAGCCGUUGGCAAAACGGUGUUCUCUGAGACCGGGGAGCAGCAGCCAGAGCAGACCCAUCCCAGAGGGCUUUGCUGGAUGGGCGUUCCCUUCCCCCAAAAAGAGAGAGAGAAAGAGAGAGAGGGCGUGAAAAAGCAAAACAUAAACACUAUUUUGAGAGAUUUCUUUUUAUAUUUCUGAGCACACAAAAAGUACUAUAAUUCAUUACCUGGUGAAAAUGAAGGAGAGAACGGAAGAUUUAAAGCAGCUAGAAUGACUUCUGUGGCCAAGUUGGACAGACCUACUUGCUUUCCCUUUCCUUGUUACUCUUCCCCAGUCCCCACCCCACCUCAUCUCCAUCCUUUGCCCAGCCCCAUCCUCAUCCCCUUCCCCAUCCCCUGCCAAGCCUUUCCAGUCCUGCCCAGGGGGUACAAAUCCUGGGCAGGAAUAGAAGGAUCUCCUUCUUGGGAGGAGUCCCAGGAAAGGUGGGGCAUUUUUGACCUAUUUUUUAUUAUUGUUCAUUACCUGUUAUGUGUUUUCAGUUAACUUUACAUACUGUUAUUUAAGGAAUUUGUGAUUUUUUUUCUGUUUUUGUUUUGUUUUGUAUUUAAGUAUUUGGAUAGUCGAGACGUAACCGAACUCCAUGGAGCCAUUGAUGCCCUGUAGGUCUGUACAGUGCAUCCAUUUGUGUUUUGAUUCCCCGAAUGAUAUGCAUCAUAGUCUAUAUUUUUAAACCAACUGGAAUUUUAAACAACUCUCAACCAGAAACAAUCACAUCAACGUCUAAAUCUAAAUAAAGAAUGUUACCUUUCUGAUGUCUCCAAAUAAGUGAUCAGCCUUGCCAAAUUCUGCUUGUCUCCAGCGCCAGAAGGUGGUGAGUUAGUCAAGGCCUGCACAGGCUGGGCUUCUGCGGCCUCCCCAGUCUUGCCCCUAGGGGCAUGACGGCGCACAGCUGACAGCCAGGGGAAGGCCCAUAGUGGAACCAGUUGAAGAACUUCCCCUAGGCUCAUAGACCCCUGGAUGCGGGGAACCUUAGAGACCCUGUGGCCCAGGGAUCUCAGCCUUUUGUAUUCUUGACCCCUUUGGCAGUAAGUCUGGUGAAGCCUGUGGAGUCUUCUCAGAAUCAUGUUUUUAAAUACAUAAAACAUGUGGCAAUUUAAAGGAACCCAAUUAUAUUGAAAUAGAGUGAGCAAAGGGCUUUUUUUUUUUUUAAGUUCAUUGAUCCCAGGUUCAGAACUCUUCAUCUAGUCUAAGUCCUGUUUUUACAAAGAAGGAAACUGAGACCUGCAGGGGCAAGGACUUGCUGGGGUCCCGCUGGGACUCCUGCUUGUGGCUCAGUUGCUCUUUCCAUUCCAUUCCCUGACUCCCAAAAGUUCCUGUUUGAAACUUCCAUAUACUCUUAGACUCGGGGCUUGCCAGACCAGACAGAUGAGGGAGGAUUAUGAAACGCUUAAGAAUUUGAGGUUUGGUUUGGUUUUUAACUGUUUACCAAGACUCCCCAAAUCUUCCAUGUCCCAAGAAGUCGGCUGGUUUUUUCAUUCAGCAGUCUGCCAUAAUGGGAUUUGACAAAUUAUGACCCUUCCCCUGGCCCCCCAAUUUUGUCAUUUAAAUUGUAUUAUUUUCAACUAGUUGGUAGUAAAUGCUCAUGAAAAGAAUACAUAGAGGGCAGCUCAUUCCAAUAUGAUUUUUGUCAAAUGUAUACCACUGCCCCCAAAUUUUAAAAAAGCCUUUUAACUUUAUCACAUCAGAGUUACUUUUGUGUUUCCUCCUCCUUGCCCCCUCCCCAUAUUGCUGACCAGAAUUCCAUAGGAGAGGUCACUGUCAAACUCUUCUCCUUCAGAGGGUGCUCCCUGCCCAUUUUGGUUUGAAAUGAGCUGGGAGAGGGAAGGAGGCAACCUUUUGGGGAGUCCAAGAAGGCCAUGAGUUAUAGCUUGAUUUCUGUGUGCUUCAAGAAAUCCAGGGGAGGCCGAGCUCCUUAACCAUACCUCCAUCCAUGCUGGCCAUAACCACCUUCCUCCUUCAUGCUUCUGGACUCUUUUCUAAUCGUUUGCACUAAGGUACAUGAAGGGGAUCAUUUUGUUCUUAAAAUAGGAACUUCUGAAACAUUUUUUUUUCCCUCUCCUGGAGAGUAGGGAGGGCUUUCUGUCUCCUCCAUUUAAGGCUUGAAAAAAUCUUGCCCACUUCUAACUACCACGCUCCUGCCACCUGCUUGUUUUCCUCUGCUAAUGCUGUUUAUUUUUUCUUUUCUCUACUUUUACCUCCUCUACCCCUACUCCUGUCCCCCCCCCAAAAUGAUCAUUUCCAAUGGAAGAGGCAUACACCCAUAAGAGCUUGAGUUACUUUCAUAAAGACGAUCCCAGUCCUUUCCUUCAGAACAGCCAAAGGUAUUGUGCAAAUUUUCUGUGCUUCCUGCAAGUCUUGUUGCUCCCUGAUAAUUCUGUUUGUUCAUUGACUUGGUGUCCCCACCCAUUCGGGCCAGCCAAACUUUGUGCACGAAAAUGCUUGUUUGUGAGACGUUAUAUUUUUUAAACCACUGUCUCUUAAUGAAGCAUCCAGUUUGGAAGGUAUUUGUUCGAUUCACUAACCAGAUUGUGUGGUGGGUAGUUUUUUACAGGGACAUGAUGUUGCUAAAUGCUACCUUGGAGAAUGUGGUCUUUUUUUUUAAAAAACAAAAACAAAAAAAACAAAGACAAAACUACAUGUACAUAA
Molecule: messenger RNA, 5340 nt
Organism: Antechinus flavipes (yellow-footed antechinus)
Lineage: Eukaryota; Metazoa; Chordata; Mammalia; Dasyuromorphia; Dasyuridae
Gene: CRTC1
Product: CREB regulated transcription coactivator 1
Exons: 15
Coding region: 29-1975 (648 amino acids)
Biological process (GO): positive regulation of transcription by RNA polymerase II; protein homotetramerization
Cellular component (GO): nucleus; cytoplasm
Molecular function (GO): cAMP response element binding protein binding
Source: RefSeq, a predicted model, not a curated record